AUGGACUCAAUACUCUCCCCUCCAGACUCGGCCACGUUCGAACGUAGGCCCAGUACCGUAUCUUGCUCGUAUGAUUCAACGCCGUCGAGCUCCAACUCCUCCCCAGAAGUGACGACCGACACAACCGAAGCCACCGUCAUCACGCCCGACAGCGAAGACAGCAAUGCAGACAUUGGCACGUCGCCAGAUGGCACAUCCCCAGGCAGCGUGGUGCCAAAGCUGGAAGAUUUGGAAGCAGAAAGCGCAUUGCACAAACUGGAAGACGCCAAGCCAACUAUCACCAACGACCAAGUUGUACUACCGCCUGCUCCCCGCAAACGUGGCCGACCAAGAAAGUAUCCAAUCGUAGAGCAGAAAAAGGCAUCGCAUGCUCGCUCCAAGACUGGCUGCGGUACUUGCCGUAGGCGCAAGAAGAAAUGCGAUGAGACAAGACCUAUAUGCCAGAACUGCGAAAAGAACAAUGUUGUCUGUGAUGGAUACGAGGACAGGAAGCCAUGGCAAAGUGGCAAACAGAAGCAACUGGUCAAGCGAGCAACGAUACAAAUGCCAUUACCACUGUUGAUGGACGGCAUCGAGGGACCGGUGGACCAAAUGUUCUUCCAACAUUUCACCUGCCAGGUCGGGAAGGUGCUCUCAUUGACGGAUCACGGCAAUCCAUUUAUCGACCUGAUCGUUCCGAUGGCUAUGCGACAUACCGGUCUCAUGCACAGCCUGCUAUACCUGUCCGGAAGCUGUUUGCUGGCAGGCGAUUUCAGUGGCAAAUGGGAGUGGAAAGAGAGACAGCUGCAUCAUAACGGCGAAGCUAUGCGAAUACUUCAAAAUGACGUUGGAGGGACAAAUCAUGAUAGCCAAGAGUCUAAUCGCGCGGUCGUACCGAUUGGCGACUCCUCGAUAGCACAGACGCUCGUGCUAUGUCUUCAGACUGUAUGCGCAGGAGAUCUUAGCGGCGUAUAUCGGAAACAUCUCAACGGCCUGAAAACGAUGCUUGCAGCACAAGGCAGCGCCUUUCCGAACGACAAGCUUCGUCAAUUCAUUCUCGAAUUCCUACUUUAUCAUGACUACAGCAACGCCAUUACCUCUUUGGAGAACCCACUCGAUCAUCGAUCAGCAUCGCUCAUGGAAGACUUCCAACUGCCCGGCUAUAUGCUGCAACCCGAAGCAGGAAAACUGCUAGGCGUUAUGGACGGUCUAUUCGGCUUUAUUUCCCGCAUCAGAGCCCUACGUGAUGAGAUCCGGGCGCUGCGAGCACAAGGCCGACGAUGGUGGGAAGAGCCAUUCAUCACGUCCGAGGCAUGGGCCAUCGAUGGUGCUCUCCGAGGCUGGAACUGGAAAUACGCACCCGACUCUCCACGAUUCACUGCUGGCCUCUUGUAUCGGCAAUGUACAUGGAUUUACCUGCAACGGACCAUCUCCCCCUCUCUGCCUGCUCCAAUGCUCAAGACCGCUGUCGAUGAAGGCCUGAACUAUCUCCGCCACCUACCAUGGGACAGUGACGACGGCGCAACGAAAAGUAUCCUCCUCAUGCCAUUAUUCCUGCUCGGAUGUGCCGCCUUCGAGCCCGAUCAACGGCCCGAGAUCGCACAAGCAUUUGAGCGGCUACAGAGCUGGAGCAGUCUGGGCAAUAUCAAGUAUGCCCGUCUAAUCGUAGAGCAAAUCUGGGAAAUGAUGGAUCAAGGUUUAGAAGAGCAAACGUGGGACUGGGAGACGGUCAUGCAAAACAAAGGGUGGGACUUCUUGGUGACCUGA
Molecule: messenger RNA, 1746 nt
Organism: Fulvia fulva
Lineage: Eukaryota; Fungi; Ascomycota; Dothideomycetes; Mycosphaerellales; Mycosphaerellaceae
Exons: 2
Coding region: 1-1746 (581 amino acids)
Biological process (GO): positive regulation of transcription by RNA polymerase II
Cellular component (GO): nucleus
Molecular function (GO): DNA-binding transcription factor activity, RNA polymerase II-specific; transcription cis-regulatory region binding; zinc ion binding
Source: RefSeq, a predicted model, not a curated record